AUGGAAAAGAGGAAGGCCAGCCCUGAGAAGGAAACACCGAGGAAGAAACACAAGCAAGGCUGCAAAGCCAAAGUGUUGGUGGACCAGGAAAACACCACUGGGGUAAAGAGAAGGGCUGGUGCUGAUCAAGAUGCACCCCACAAGAGACGCAGGGUCGGCAGUGAAGCAAAAGAUGCCACAAGCACACUUAAGAAAGUGUCAGUGAAGGACACCAAUGAUGGGACGACAAAGAGGAAGAUCUGCCUCUGUAUAAAGUUGCCCAAAAAGAUGAAGAUGAAGAAGGAGCCUGAGAUGAAUCAAAGCUCCAGCAGCUCCUCCUCUUCAGAUGGGCAUCCUGAAAAUCCCAAAGUGAACACUAGCAGAGCUGAUUUUAAGGCAAAAUAUCUUCAGCUGUGUAAGAUCGGGGAAGGAGGUUUUGGAUCUGUGUAUUCUGGCCUCCGCAGAUCAGACUGUUUUCCAGUGGCAAUCAAACACAUUCAAGGACCUGAAGUGGAUCUUGAAAUGACACUGCAUGGAAUCCCUCGAGAAGUAGCUCUAAUGCAGAGAGCCACAAGUGGAACAACAGAUUGCGCUGUUGUCAGCCUCUUGGACUGGUAUCACCUGGACAUGGAGCUGAUCAUUGUGAUGGAAAGACCGGUUCCCUCCAUUGACCUCAGAAGCUACGUAUAUGGACGAGGAGGCACUUUGGAGGAAGACGAAGCUAAGAACUUCAUGGCUCAGAUGGUUGAAGCAGCCAUCGAUAUGCACCAACGAGGUGUGUUUCACCGGGACAUAAAGGCCGAAAAUGUCCUGGUGGAAUUGUGCUCCAGAGGCCAACGCCUCCGAAUAAUUGAUUUUGGCUGUGGCAGUUUUAAGCUGAAGAAAUCCCACCAUACUUACAGUGGGACCUUCUCAUUAGCCCCUCCUGAGUGGGACAUUAACAAGUCUUACAAGGCCGCUCCUACAACAGUUUGGCAGCUUGGAGCCAUGCUGUAUCGUAUGCUGCACACUCAAACCUUUAGGACCAUGAGAUACAUCACUGGAAAAAUUCAGCUCAAUAAUGAGCUAUCAAAAGACUGCUUGGAUUUCUUCCGACUGUGUCUGGCCAUCUUCCCUGAAGACCGUGCCAGCCUCCAGCAGCUACAGCUCCACCCCUGGCUGAAAACAUCUCACCCUUCAUCCUAA
Messenger RNA from Labrus mixtus (cuckoo wrasse), 1164 nucleotides. Its product is annotated as serine/threonine-protein kinase pim-1-like. Lineage: Eukaryota; Metazoa; Chordata; Actinopteri; Labriformes; Labridae. Gene Ontology annotation, cellular component: cytoplasm. The transcript is spliced from 7 exons. Gene Ontology annotation, molecular function: protein serine/threonine kinase activity; ATP binding. The record is from RefSeq and is a predicted model, not a curated record. Gene Ontology annotation, biological process: negative regulation of apoptotic process; protein autophosphorylation; regulation of mitotic cell cycle. Bases 1 to 1164 code for a protein of 387 amino acids.